Molecule: messenger RNA, 606 nt
Organism: Ipomoea triloba (trilobed morning glory)
Lineage: Eukaryota; Viridiplantae; Streptophyta; Magnoliopsida; Solanales; Convolvulaceae
Exons: 1
Coding region: 1-606 (201 amino acids)
Source: RefSeq, a predicted model, not a curated record
AUGGUAUCCGAGCGAGGUGACGAUAAGGCAAAAGAGGUUACGCCAAAGACAUCAGAUGAAGGUGGCGAAGAAACAGAAAAGGUCCAACAUGGUAAGGCAACAUCAAAUGCAUCAGAAGUUUUGCCUGGUUGCAUAGAUGUGAUGUCGCCUUAUUUUUUACUUGCUUCAGAUGCUCCCGGACACGUUCAUGUCACCAAACUCCUUCGUGAUGGCAACUACGGGGAGUGGGUAAACGAUAUGCUUGAUGCGUUGUUUGCUAAAAACAAGAUGGGGUUCGUUGAUAGAUCCAUACCUAUGCCAACACCCGAUUCACCAUAUUUACAACAAUGGAUGCGUUGUAAUGCUAUGGUGAAAGGUUGGUUAAAAAAUGCUAUGGAAAGGGACAUGAGGAAUAGCGUGAGAUACGCUAAUAUUGCCAGGGACAUUUGGGUUGAUUUGGAAGAAAGAUUUGGAAAGGGAAGUGCGCCUAGAGCCUUUGAAAUAAGGCGAGCAGUUGUACUCCUGCAACAAAAAAAGGCUCCAGUUUCAACAUAUUACACAAAACUUAAGAGCCUUUGGGAUGAGAUGAUGGCCAUCUCACCACUACCAAAGUGUCUAUGUAGGUGA